Messenger RNA from Cajanus cajan (pigeon pea), 2264 nucleotides. Lineage: Eukaryota; Viridiplantae; Streptophyta; Magnoliopsida; Fabales; Fabaceae. The record is from RefSeq and is a predicted model, not a curated record.
GGUGGAAUAAUAAUGCAUUAAUUUAUUAACCUCGGCGGUCUCCUCACUCUUCAACUAAAUAAAUCUCCAAUUCCUGAUGCUUUCUUCUUCACUCUUCACUUUCCACUCAAACACAAAGGUAGCCAUGGAAACACCAACACCCCGGGCUUUGAAAAUAUACUUCCUCCCAUUCUUCGCACAGGGGCACCUAAUCCCACUAGUCCAGCUUGCACGCUUGGUGGCGUCACGUGCCCAGCACGUCACCAUCAUCACCACCCCCUCCAACGCCCAACUCUUCCACAAAACCCUCAACGACGCCGCCGCCGCCGCCCACCGCGUCCGCGUUCUCCUGAUCGACUUCCCAGCCUCCCAGGUUGGCCUCCCCACCGGCGUGGAGAAUCUCGUGGCCGCCUCCGACAACGACACCGCCUACAAGAUAAGUAUGGCGGCGCACCUCAUCAAACCCCAAGUGGAGUCCCUCAUGAAGCAAUCCCCUCCCGAUGUGUUCAUCCCCGACAUCAUGUUCACCUGGUCCAAACACUCCUCCACCGCUCUCAACAUCCCCAGACUCGUCUUCAGCCCCAUUUCAAUCUUCGGCGUCUGCAUGUUCCACGCCAUCAAGGAAAACCCUCAAGCCUUUCAUUCUCACUCUCGACCCUAUCACAUCCCGGCUCUACCACACGCUCUUACCUUGCCCAUAAAACCCUCACCUGGUUUCCUUGCUAUCACUCAAUCUUUGUUGGACGGUGAAGAAGGAAGCCAUGGGGUCAUCGUAAACAGCUUUGCGGAACUCGACGUGGAGUAUACCAAACACUACGAGAAUCUCACUGGGAGAAAAGUGUGGCAUAUUGGACCUAGUUCCCUCAUGGUGCAGAAAACAGUGCCUAGUGUUAAAGGAGAUGAACACGAAUGCCUGACAUGGCUCAACUCAAAGGAAAAUGAUUCGGUCGUUUACAUUUGUUUCGGGAGUUUGUCUCUUAUUUCGGAUAAGCAGCUUUAUGAAAUAGCCAUUGGACUUGAAGCGUCAGGGCAUCAGUUUCUCUGGGUGGUUCAUCGGAAAAACAAAGACAAAGGCAACGAAGAAGAAGAAACAUGGUUGCCGGAAGGGUUUAAGGAGAGGAUGAGGGAGAAAAAGAGAGGGAUGCUGAUAAAGGGGUGGGCCCCACAGCCGUUGAUUUUGAACCACGGUGCUGUUGGAGGGUUUGUGACGCACUGUGGGUGGAACUCGGUGGCCGAGGCUAUCAGUGCUGGGGUUCCGAUGAUAACCAUGCCGGGGUUUGGUGACCACUACUAUACUGAGAAGCUGAUAACGGAGGUGCAUGGAUUUGGGGUGGAGGUGGGCGCAGCGGAGUGGACCCUGUCGCCGUACGAGGGUAAGAAGAGUGUGGUGAGUGGGGAGAGGAUAGAGAAGGCUGUGAGGAGGCUGAUGGAUGGUGGAGAAGGUGAGGGGAUUAGGAAGAAAGCGAAGGAGAUGAAGUACAAAGCUUGGAAAGCUGUUAAUGAAGGUGGAUCCUCUCACAACAGUCUCUUGGAUUUGGUACAACAUCUUAAGAGCUUUGUGCCUAACCUAGAAAAGGUAGCUAAUAACUAGUUAAAUAGUAAUACCUUCAAUUUUCAUACUCUUCGUGCUACAAUCAAUGAUAAUAAGGGGUUUUCUGCCAAAUUAAAUUAAAAAAAUUCUAAAAGUUAAAAAUUAAAAAAAACUAUUUAUCGAAGUAAAUAGUUUCUGCUAAGCUGGCAUUCAUGGAAUAAGUGGAGCGGGGGGUUGUGCGCAAUCAAGCAACGCACAAAUGGAGUAGAUGGAACAGGGGGUGUACACAAAAGGAAGUGGAUCCUCUGACUUUAUGGAGAAAAAAUUAUGGUAACUUAAUACAUUUAAACAGUUAGAUUUGUAAUAAUAGAUUAGAUUGUGACACGUAUACAAUAUAUAUUUUGGUGUUUAGGGUUUAGGAUUUAAAUGUACACGUGUCAUAAUCUGGUUUAUUUUUAUAAAUCUAAUAGUUUAAAUGCAUUAAGUUAUCUUAACUUUCAUUUUUUAAAGUCAGAAAAUCUGAAUUCAUACAGAAAGAGAUCUGGCAUGGAUGGAGUAGGGGGGUUGUGCACAAUCAGUUCUGGCAUGGUUGUCCCCUUUGCAUGAUGAGCAUGAUCCAGACCAAGAGGUAGAGUGUUUUGUUUUUGUUUUUUUUUUUCUUAUAUGUAUUUUGCUUAACAACAUGUAAUAUUUUUGUUAUUGAAGAAUAAAACUAUAAAUGUUUGGUCUUGUCAGGACUUAGUAGCAAAUUUAA